This is a messenger RNA of Varroa destructor (honeybee mite), 3778 nucleotides long. Its product is annotated as telomerase reverse transcriptase-like. Gene Ontology annotation, biological process: telomere maintenance via telomerase. Gene Ontology annotation, cellular component: telomerase catalytic core complex. Gene Ontology annotation, molecular function: telomerase RNA binding; telomeric repeat DNA binding; telomerase activity. The record is from RefSeq and is a predicted model, not a curated record. NCBI's taxonomy places the organism in Eukaryota, Metazoa, Arthropoda, Arachnida, Mesostigmata, Varroidae.
UCUGUGUGAGUAGGCGCAAAACGAACGAAUGUAUUUUAAACAACAGGCUUCCUUAUGCCAGUCCGUCCCGCGACUGCAAGUCUGAUACCCGAUGGCGCAUCAAGUAUCGCUAAAUCAUUUUGUAGAUCAAUUGUCGAUUCAUUAACGUCACCACUGCACGCUCACAAUAAAAUUGCGUCAGCGUAGCAAGACGCGUCGUUGAACGGUCGAUUUUUCCUCGGCUCCUGUUUAUGUGUUAUGGUGAGAUAGUGGUAGAUGAUACCCAAAAAUAGUUAUUUCUCCGAGCCUCUUCGGCGAGCCCUAAGCAGCGUGCCUUUUCAAGUUCGCAAGUGAACUACAAUUGCUAGACUUCAUCUAUUGGUUCUCAUAGAUUACCGUGGAAGUAUGGAGUACUUCAAACAGGGACUUGAAGCCUGCUUAUCCUGCCAGAUAUCAACACUCGAAGCUAUCUCUAAUAAUAAAGCGGUUGGUAAUCUCUCCCCGGAGCUAACGCAUUUCUUAAAAACUACGCUCGUACUCAGCGACUUAGGUCCGCAAGGGCCGUAUCGCAGAAUAUCGCCGCAAAAAAUUGUUGGAUUUCUCAACAGGAACCGUUUUCGGGGCGAACUGGACAAUUUGUUGAAACAGAAUGGUCUCAUCGAUGUAUGGUCAGAAGCCUUAAACAAUAAGACAGUUCUUGUAGCUGACCCGCAGGUAACUUACUAUGUUCAAAUGAGCGGACCGCCAUUAUAUCAGCAGAAGUCUACCCUGCAUUACGUGGCACGCGCAGUGAAGAAAAUACAAUUCUCCGAAAACGUUAACGAAGGCCAGGAUAGACUUGAAAAGGCGAACAAUAUAAUCAUUGAACGAUUUGGUUUAACAAGUGAAAAGGCUUGCGUUGAACUUUCUGAACUUCGGAACUAUUUCACCACUGAUAAAGCCAAUUUCCUUCGAAAAACCUUGCCUUUUUGGUGGGAGUCCGUGACUCCGGAAAUUAGGGUUCUGCUAUCUAGAAAUGUAUUCGUGGAAGGCCACCCCGUUGUCCGAGCACUAGCGAAUCUUCUGAAUACAAAAGCUAAUACGAUAUUUCUGCGUAUGCAAUUUGGAGACCAUUCUGAGAUUCCGACAGAUUUGAUUGUCAUGGGUGCAAUUGCCCUUCAACGACGGGUCCUCCCGAAAAACCUUUUAUUUACCCGAACAGCAUCUCGUAUGGAAAGCUUUUUACGCUUACUUCUCCAGACCCUUAUCGACUAUGGAUCUGGUGCGGAGUUUCGCCGAAGGCUUUCUGUAUCUAGCGCUAAGAUACCGCGUUGGCUAAAACGUAUCGAAGGUCUAAGUGAGCAAGCAAAGCUAGUAGAAUCUCUGUGCUGUCUGAUUAUGAGACUUAUCGUGUUAAACGUCCACGCUGCCGUGGUCGUUACAAACCGACGAAGCAUGCCGAAAGUGGCAAUUUACGGGAGUUCAGAACAAUUUCGUAAUAAUCGCAAACGAUGCCUAGAGGAAUUAAUUCGCGAUAAUCUGGAGCCCUCCAGCGGAUGCCCUAUAGGGAACAUACGACCUUUUCCCAAACUAAAUCCUCUCAAAUUUCGGCCGAUGCUCAAUCAAUUUCCCGAAAUGGUUUCCUUCUCAAAGACUGCACGGACGUAUAUAGAAGCAAUCAAAGCGCGCGCAUAUACUCGGUUACGCGGUCCAAUCUGUCGUCUAAACACUUCGUUAGCACUUCAGCGACUGAGCGCUAUCGCUUCAAAGGGUUCCCUUUACAUCGUAAGAGCAGAUGUUAAAGAUUGCUACGGUAGUGUGAACCACGCAGAUCUAAAAGAAAUCAUCGAACGACGUUGGCCUACCGGUCAACAAGCGUUGCAGUUUAAAGAGGUAGACAUCCCUUUAAAGCCUAUGCUAAAAGCGCGGAUAAUAAAUAUUCUUCAGGAGCACGUUUUUGCUUGGCCCCUACUGGAAGGAAGAGUUUCGAUUUUGGUCCCCACGGACAGAACAAUAUAUCUUAAGGGCUCAGAAGAAAAAGCCCGCCUUCUUCAUACGAUUGACAAUUUCAUCGUUUCAUUGGACAAUCGAUGUUAUCGUUUUGUCCGAGGCUUACCUCAAGGAGCUUCGCCUUCAUCGUUUCUGGCUGAUCUCUAUUUGACAUAUACUGUCGAUGUGUUAUUUGAACGAUUCAAUUCGCUAAACUGUAACUCAGCGGUGGACAACCUCGUUGUGUUCAGGACAAUGGACGACUACCUUGUUAUUACAAACCGACUAGAUAAUGCUCGGCGUGCUCGGGUUAUUUUCGAAAAUGAGAUGCAUCAUCCUGGACUACAGUUUUCGAAAAGCAAACUGAUGCUCAACUGGAAACCGGGAAACAAUGACGCAACUCCUGAAAACGACGUUAUCCCACUAACUAUAUCAUACUGUGGUGUGGAGAUCGAUUGCACUUCAGGAGCUGUGAGGCCUUCAAAGGACUACAAAACUUUUCUUCAUGACUGCAGAUGCUACUAUAAGGAGCUGCAUUUCAAACCGCCGGUCCAGGCCUUAAGCUACCUGCUAGCGACAAGUAGUUGGGCAUAUUCUCUCGGAUUGUUUCAUUUCAACAACCAUAACUUGUCUAGCUUGUUCCGGAACAUGUUCGAGAUCGCAGUCGAGAGCUCCGUACGCUUCCGGAGUUACGCGGAUGAUUCGAAUCUCAGCGAGAAAAAUCUGUUGAACUUUGUGAAGCUCCACCGAUCUGUAUUUUAUCGAUAUACGUGUAAUCAGAUAGCCAAGGCAUCUUUGGCCGCGUCAACUACCUGUCAUUGGCAUCGUCGUGUUGCUAACUAUUUGCACAAUGUCGCCUUUAAAAGAGCGUUCCAACUUCACAAAAAUAGAAAAACAUAUGAAAAGGUCAUUACUUACCUGGAUCAGGAACUUCGCGAACAUCAAGACCUUCCUCACAAAGACUUACUGAGGAGAGCAAUACGACCUCUAACGACAAGCUAAAAAUAGGCCGAAGUUUGAUGAUCGUAGCGCGUUUAGGGAAUAAUGACGUUACUAAUCACGGAUUAAAAGUGCUUGUUAGAUAAAAAUGGCAUUCAUAUAAACACAAUAGGACACAGGGUAUAGCUGUGCGAACUGGCCGAAUAUUAGUAUAAAAGAUAUGCGUUUUUUCUUGCUCCGAUCACAUGAUUUACCACGAUUCUAGAAAAUACGCAUACUAUUAAACUGUCCUCUUGUUAAGAGGUUUUUAAGGAUACGCACUCAAAAAACCUCUGGGAUGAUCCAUGCCUAGAUAUAUGUAAAGCCGAUACAUUGUGCCAAAUCAAGUAAGAAGAAAUAAUUGAUGAACUCGUCUGACACAGAGUCAGACUCGUUAAGCCGUGAGCGUAUGGAUCAUGGUUAGCAGAGGGCGCAACCCAGACAACGGACUGUAGACAAUGAAGUCAUUGAAGACUAUUUGGGAUAGCGGUUUGGAUAACUAAACCAUUGUUUGCAUUGAAUUUGAGAUUUCGGAGUCGAUUUUUGCACCUGAGAUCAUUAGAGCUUGCUCUCUGCCAUCUGAGGACUACAGUUAGCACAGAAAGGCGCUUUACUUAUACACAAGUAUUCUAGGACAACCGUUGUAGCUCUUUUAUGCUCUAUAUGAGCAAGUUACACAAAAAUCAAACGAUAUUUGGGCUAUAUUUCGACCAUAGUGGAAAAGCUAGACAAUCUAUAUCGAACCAUGAGCUAGAUCAACAUAGGUAAGGCGUCGGGAUACGCUUGAUAUUGGGCAUUGAAUUAUAUUUUGGGAACGGGCCUGUGUCAACUAGUCCCGAUCGUAGCAGAUAUA